CGAGAAUGAGAAUGGCAUCAAAAGAAUCUUUUUUUUGGUGAAUUCGCGUUUAUUAAAGCAUUGACGACAUUAUCUAGCCAAAAUUUUCGAAUUUCAGGUGUUUAGAUCCUUCGAUGCGGAAAACGUCAGACACGGAGUUCUACAGUCUUUCACUAAGUUCAAUAGCCCCUCCCCCGUACUCGCCUCGCCCUCAACUAGACGAGGUAGCGAGAAACAAUCUCAUCAAUCUGAGCGACUCCUAUGAAAAGAAAUCUCAAAAGGAACCUAAGCCACUGAUUAAACGAUUGAAGACGAACUUUAUCUCAGCCACAUCAACCACAUUUAGUCGAGAAUCUCACUCAUUUCGCUCUUAUUUUCGGCGAGCUCAUAGGUAUCUUACGCGUCUUGUAGUCAACUGGUGGCUUUUAGAGCUUAUCAGCUGGGGUAUUUCGGCACUGAGCAUUGCGGCUAUAUCAUUCCUUCUGGGUUAUUACGACGGCCGUGCCGUGCCCGACCAGUGGCCACUCGGGAUCACCCUCAAUACCUAUAUUUCAGUACUAAGUGGAAUCUCGAAAUAUGCAUUGGCAUUGCCUAUUGAUGAGGCAAUCGGACAGCUAAAAUGGCACUGGUUUGCGCGGCGUCCACGACCUUUACUGGAUUUUGAGCGAUUUGACGAUGCAACAAGAGGGCCGUACGGUGCAUUCGCGCUGUUUCUACACACCAAAGGAAGGUCCCUAGCCUCUUUGGGUGCAAUCAUAACCGUUUUAUCGCUUGCUGCUGAUCCAUUCUUCCAGCAGCUGAUCAGUUUACCUAAAAGACCUAGUGCAUACGGCCAUAGCACUGUGCCAAUAAUGGUCGAUUUCAAAUUAAUGGAUGCAAGCUUCCAGAAUGGAACCGAUAGUACGGAGUUUGGAGGCCCUGAUCGCUUGCUUCAAGACGUCGCUUUGUCCUUCAUGUUUGACAAUGGCACAGAGAGGCCAUUAUCUGCGUUCUGUCCCACUGAAGAGUGCACAUGGAGACCAUUCGACACGUUAGCGGUGUGUUCAGCAUGUGCUAACGUAAGCUCAAUGCUCACAUUUGCGUGUAUUGAAGAGACGGGGGAAUGGAGAAGCAACGACACCACUAUCACAAUCGACCAGACCAAUGUCACUAAGACCACGUCAUGUGGGUAUUUUCUCAAUGCAACGACUGCGAAUCCAAUUCUUAUGUCUGGCUAUGCGCUUGAUGAGUCUUCAGUCGAUGGAAUCGGUGAGAUUUUGUUAAUGAGAAACUUGAACCUUCAUGACGUCAACAUUGAUACCACAUAUUGGGGCGGAUCGAUCAAUUUUGCGACUCAUGGUUUUCCGAUCGUUGACUAUAUUCAGGUCACUGGCGAGAAUGCUGAGUCUGUCUUGCGAAAUCAGACACCAGUUGCACGCGAAUGUGCCGUUCAUUGGUGCACAAAGCACAUUAUAGGCUCAUACAAGAACGGGAACUACUCAGAAGAAGUCCUCUCCGAGAGUUAUGACUCCUCUGUCCCUUUUGACCCUCUUUAUUGGGGAUCAAACAUGGACUUCUACUAUUUCAAAAACAUCACCAUCCAGCCAGAGGAUUCCUCGACAACGUUCAAGGUUCCGAACUACACCGCAUUAACUACUAUUUUCUUGUUCCAAGAAUAUAUGCCGGCUUAUCUCACCGCCGAGAAUACUACUUCAACUCCCUUUCUGCGAAUUAACAAUUGGGUCGGAGAACAACCGGAAUUCCACAAGUACAAUUUCAAUCCAUUCGCGCCUCCUAACGAUGGAGCUGAAUACUUGAAACGAUUAACGGACACCAUGACCAAUGUCAUCAGGACGUAUCCUGAAAGUUCAGAAACUUUUGCAGGAAGUGGAAGCGUGGAAACGUACAUUCAUGUUCGAUGGGGGUUUAUAGCUUUUCCUAUGGUCCUAAUUAAUCUGACUCUGGUCUUUCUAGUCGCUGUCAUCAUGGAGCAUCGAAGGCACAAGGAAGUUGGGAUCUGGAAGACGUCUAUAAUUGCAGCCAUGACAAGUGGUUUGGACGAACGCGCAAGAGACUCGUUUAAAUCAACGAAAGAUUUGUAUGACGUUUUUGAAAGGUCAGUCAGAGUUAAGGUUGGCCUGUAUUCGGAUAGAAGCAGCAGGAGAUAUCUUCAGGUUGUACGCGAGACCGAGAAUGGAUAAGGGUAUUACUUUUCGCGCAGAAUGAAAAUAAGUC
Messenger RNA from Verruconis gallopava, 2193 nucleotides. RefSeq lists its product as uncharacterized. NCBI's taxonomy places the organism in Eukaryota, Fungi, Ascomycota, Dothideomycetes, Venturiales, Sympoventuriaceae. The coding region runs from base 114 to 2159 and encodes 681 amino acids. The record is from RefSeq and is a predicted model, not a curated record. The transcript has 2 exons.